Molecule: messenger RNA, 1209 nt
Organism: Saccharomycopsis crataegensis
Lineage: Eukaryota; Fungi; Ascomycota; Saccharomycetes; Ascoideales; Saccharomycopsidaceae
Exons: 1
Coding region: 1-1209 (402 amino acids)
Source: RefSeq, a predicted model, not a curated record
AUGCUAGGAAAGGCGAGUCCUAUCAAUUAUAGAAGGCCACUACAGGUAGUGAAUCUGAUAAGAUGUAACUCAUCGGCACGCAAGAAGGCAUCAGUGAAUCUAUCUGUAGAUGAAGAUGCAUCAGCAAAAAAAAUCAGUGAUGGGUCGAUGGUUGAUCUGAAUAUUAAAUUGUCCAAGAUAUAUGAUGAGAUAGCACAAAAAGAGUAUGAUGAAAAUUUUUUUAAAGAAAUUCUGUAUUCUAAAAUACCCCCUUAUGCGGAUAAGUUAACCAAGGACAUUGCCAUCUCAAAACCUUGGAGAGGGGAGCAAGGCGCCAGUGAAAUAUCAGCAAGGAUCACGAAUGAUUCAAAUAAAUACAUCAAAAAGAGAGUUUCAACAGCACCUACAGGGUUUGAAUUGAAGAAGAAAUUGACUGUACCUGAAAGGAUGAUAAGGGCCAAAGAGAACUCUUUAGAUUAUACAUUGUUGAAACAUACAAGUGAGGAGGAUUCAAAGUUUAGGGAAAUGAUGAGAGAGAAGUUAUUAGGUCCAGAGCAGGUAACAAGGGUAAGCUUUUCAGAUGCUUUCUUUUUAGCUGAUGCAAAGAUUGCUGAUGCCAAAGCCAAGGGACAGUUCAAUAACUUGCCAAAAGGGAAACCACUUGACCAUACAUAUCAACAAAAUCCUUACCUUGAUACUACGGAUUACCAUUUGAACAAUAUUUUAAAGCGACAGGAAGUCAAAAUACCAUGGAUUGAGAAACAGGGUUCGGUUGCUAUCGAAGUGAAAAAAUUCAGAGAAAAUUUGAAAAAGGAAUGGGUGACUAGGGCAGUUCACAAGAUUGAUAAUAUGAAAAAGAAUGAUACAGGUGACGAUAAAUUGAAAUGUGCGGAAUAUUACUCGGUAAAUUACGCAAAAUUGAUUGAUAGGUCAUGGGAAGACCAGAAAAAAAAGUUUUUGAACUUAUCAAUACGACAUUUGAAUGAUUCCAUCAGGGGAUAUAACUUGCAGGCACCGAUGGCUUCGCAUAUAUUUUAUCUAGUGGAGGAGAAGGAGCUUGCAAGAUGUUAUAAAGAUGGCUCUAAGGAGAUUGUUAGUGCUAUGAAGAACUAUAUAUUUGGCGACACAAAGUCUCAUAUGACCUCACAUGAGGCUACCAAGCAACAUAUCAAGUCUGGACCUCAGCAACUGAUCUCUGGAACUCUUUGGAAAAUAUUCAGUAAAAAAUAG